AGAACGAGAGCAAAUGAUUGUGAACAAUAGUGAUUACUGGACGUGGUGAAUCGGGCAGCUCUCAUUUACUUUGAGCCAUCCCAAAUAAUCCCGUGGUCAUACAGAAUCAUCUGAAGAUGACCCUGAAGAUGAGGACACCAUCUGCACUGAUGACUUCAUUUUCUACUUCUUCUAUGCCGUCAAACCUUAAGAUCAACUCCUCUGGACAGCCAAGUCCCUGGCUGAACAACACCACCUGGCAACCCGUCAAAUCUUCCAAUUUAGGCUUGUCCUGCUUCACUAUGAUAUUUGGCGCCAUCUCCAACCUCACGGCUCUGGGCAUCCUUGCUAAGUCACGUGUCCGAUUUCGUCGCCAAUGCAGAGCACCAUUCCUGCUCCUAACAGUGGCUUUGCUUUUGGCUGACCUUGCAGGUCAUGUGAUCCCAGGAGCCUUUGCUUUGUAUCUGCACAUUAAUAAGAUGUAUAAAAUACAGGCAGGGAAGCCCACUAAAGAAUUCUGUCAGAUCUUUGGGGCGAGUUUGGUUUUUUUUGGCUUAUGUCCUUUAUUGUUGGGUUGUGCCAUGGCAGUGGAUCGCUGUGUGGCCAUCACCCAGCCCUUUUUCCACGCUGCUAUGAUAACAUUGGGUCAUGUGUGGCGAGUUGUGUUAUUUCUGCCCUCUAUUGCACUUGUGCUAGCAGUUCUACCUUUUUUUGCUGUUGGAACUUAUACUACCCAAUCACCUGGGACGUGGUGUUUCUUACCUAUCCAUGGACCACAGUCUCGAGCUGACACCACUCUGGUUCUGGCCUUCUCAUGUCUGGGCCUCACUGCGCUCAUUCUUUCCCUACUCUGUAACAUCCUGAGUGUUCUGGCAUUGCUUCGGGCCAGAAUGAAGUCCUACAGUGUUGAUAAAUCAGCAGCUCACUGCAGUCAUCGUGCCUCGUCCACGUCUUCCUCCUUGUUUUGUUCAUUGGAUGUGGAGAUGAUGGUGCAACUAGCAGUCAUCACUGUGGUUUCCUGUGUAUUCUGGGGCCCUUUUCUUAUCCACAUUCUUGUGAUCCAGAUCAACCAAGAAACUUCAACAUAUGGGAAAGAUAGGUUCAUUCUUUUGGGCUUACGUAUGGCCUCCUGGAAUCAGAUCUUGGACCCUUGGGUUUACAUCCUACUGAGGAAGACUGUGCUUUUCAGAGUUUGCUGUGCUUUCUACACACAGAGUCCAUCAGUGAUAGAAAAUAGGUCCAGUGUAGACGGGCAGGCUCUCGGUCUGCAAUGAUGUUACUUUUGCACUUUUCCUGUUUUUAUUUUUAUGCUAACUGAAAUAAAUUAUUUCUUUCAUGUGUGUUGUGAAAAAUGUAAACUUUGCUGUUUUGUGUUCAGCAGGGCUUGUUGAGGGCCAUAUUCAGCACACCAAGCCUCUACAAGGGGGCAGUGUGAAUAAGGGAU
Messenger RNA from Centropristis striata (black sea bass), 1423 nucleotides. It is a transcript of the gene ptger1c, whose product is annotated as prostaglandin E receptor 1c (subtype EP1). The record is from RefSeq and is a predicted model, not a curated record. Lineage: Eukaryota; Metazoa; Chordata; Actinopteri; Perciformes; Serranidae. The transcript has 3 exons. Gene Ontology annotation, cellular component: plasma membrane. Bases 117 to 1253 code for a protein of 378 amino acids. Gene Ontology annotation, biological process: positive regulation of cytosolic calcium ion concentration; inflammatory response; adenylate cyclase-activating G protein-coupled receptor signaling pathway. Gene Ontology annotation, molecular function: thromboxane receptor activity; prostaglandin E receptor activity.